AUGGUGUGGCUGCCGAGCUCCGACCCGCUUUGGAAGACCCUGCGCGGCAUCGCGGCCGCCCACGCCUUCUCCCCACGCGCCCUCGCCGCGGCGCGCGGCGUCCGCGAGCGCAAGUUGCGCGACAUGGUGCGCCACUUCCGCGGCCGCGCCGGGAGGGAGGUGUACGUCGGCCAGGCCUUGUACGCCGGCGUGCUCAACCUCGUGUCGAGCGCGCUCUGCUCCAUCGACAUGGUCGACAUGGGCGCCACCGACUCGGGGCAGGGCGUGCGGGAGCUCGUCGAGGACCUCAUCGCGGCGAUCGCCAAGCCCAACGUCUCUGACCUCGUCCCUUUCCUCCGGCGGCUCGACUUGCAAAGGUGGCGUCGCUGCUCGACAAGCGGCCCCGACUUGUGUCAAAGACAUGCAGUUGCAGUCGGGGCGACACUUCCAGCUGUGGCCUAG
This is a messenger RNA of Triticum urartu, 441 nucleotides long. Its product is annotated as cytochrome P450 76M5-like. Lineage: Eukaryota; Viridiplantae; Streptophyta; Magnoliopsida; Poales; Poaceae. Gene Ontology annotation, molecular function: monooxygenase activity; oxidoreductase activity, acting on paired donors, with incorporation or reduction of molecular oxygen; heme binding. The record is from RefSeq and is a predicted model, not a curated record.